Lethenteron reissneri (Far Eastern brook lamprey) is the source of this 2270-nucleotide messenger RNA. Its product is annotated as papilin-like. NCBI's taxonomy places the organism in Eukaryota, Metazoa, Chordata, Hyperoartia, Petromyzontiformes, Petromyzontidae. Gene Ontology annotation, molecular function: serine-type endopeptidase inhibitor activity. The record is from RefSeq and is a predicted model, not a curated record.
ACACAUCUCGUGAGUGAGACGACGGCAUCGAAGAGACGACGAUGUUGACGAUGACUUCUGCCACGUUGUUCUCCUACCUCCUGGCGUACACGGCCAUCACCUGCAACUCGCAAGAAGUCACGGGCGACGAGAGCGAUGAUGAGCUUUCCAUACGCGCCAUCUGCACGAUGGACAGAGAGAUUGGGCCCUGCCAGGCCAUCAUCCCGCGCUACUUCUACAACCGCUACACGCAGCGCUGCCAGAAGUUCAACUUUGGCGGCUGCCACGGCAACGCCAACAACUUCAAGACAGAAACGGAGUGCCGCAUCGCCUGCAAAACAGUGCAGAAGGUGCCCAAGAAGUGCCGCUUUGAGCCGGAGACUGGCAACUGCAAGGCCGCCAUCCCGCGUCACUUCUACAACAUGACCACGGGCCAAUGCGAGAUCUUCAUCUACGGCGGCUGCGGAGGCAACGACAACAACUUCCACACGACCGAGGAGUGCGUGGAGAGCUGCAAGUGCCACAAGACCAGAGGCGAUGAGAGCGAUGAUGAGCUUUCCAUACCCGACAUCUGCACGAUGGACAGAGAGAUUGGGCCCUGCAAGGCCAGCAUCCCACGCUACUUCUACAACAGCCUCACGCAGCGCUGCCAGAAGUUCUACUUUGGCGGCUGCGACGGCAACGCCAACAACUUCGAGACAGAAACGGAGUGCCGCAUCGCCUGCAAAACAGUGCAGAGCGACGAGAGCGAUGAUGAGCUUUCCAUACCCGCCAUCUGCAAGAUGGACAGAGAGAUUGGGCCCUGCAAGGCCCACAUCCCACGCUACUUCUACAACCACCUCACGCAGCGCUGCCAGAAGUUCUACUAUGGCGGCUGCGACGGCAACGCCAACAACUUCGAGACAGAAACGGAGUGCCGCAUCGCCUGCAAAACAGUGCAGAGCGACGAGAGCGAUGAUGAGCUUUCCAUACCCGCCAUCUGCAAGAUGGACAGAGAGAUUGGGCCCUGCAAGGCCCACAUCCCACGCUACUUCUACAACCGCCUCACGCAGCGCUGCCAGAAGUUCUACUAUGGCGGCUGCGACGGCAACGCCAACAACUUCGAGACAGAAACGGAGUGCCGCAUCGCCUGCAAAACAGUGCAGAGCGACGAGAGCGAUGAUGAGCUUUCCAUACCCGCCAUCUGCAAGAUGGACAAAGAGAUUGGGCCCUGCAAGGCCCACAUCCCACGCUACUUCUACAAUCGCCUCACGCAGUGCUGCCAGAAGUUCUACUAUGGCGGCUGCGACGGCAACGCCAACAACUUCAAAACAGAAGCGGAGUGCCGCAUCGCCUGCAAAACAGUGCAGAGCGACGAGAGCGAUGAUGAGCUUUCCAUACGCGCCAUCUGCACAAUGGACAGAGAGAUUGGGCCAUGCAAGGCCCACAUCCCACGCUACUUCUACAACCGCCUCACGCAGCGCUGCCAGAAGUUCUACUAUGGCGGCUGCGACGGCAACGCCAACAACUUCGAGACAGAAACGGAGUGCCGCAUCGCCUGCAAAACAGUGCAGAAGGUGCCCAAGAAGUGCCGCUUUGAGCCGGAGACUGGCAACUGCAAGGCCGCCUUCCCGCGUCACUUCUACAACAUGACCACGGGCCAGUGCGAGAACUUCAUCUACGGCGGCUGCGGAGGCAACGACAACAACUUCCACACGACCGAGGAGUGCGUGGAGAGCUGCAAGUGCCACAAGAACAGAGAUAUGGGAGCCUCAACUUCGAUGAUCCAACCCAGAGGCAAACCAAUGUCCAGCCAGAAAAGAGCGGGCAUAAGGACCAGCGAGUGGAGCAUAAAGCAAAAACAAUUUCGGAAGAACGGCGAACGAGCAGACCGCACGGAGCAUUGAGGGCAGAACUGACAAGAGCACGCAAUUGCAGCGCCGUCUGUAGUCGCGAGGUCGGUUGGGUUUCAUAGCUAGAGGCACCUACCGUAUAUUUUACGUACUUACUUUUUUGUUAACCCGCUUCAGCAGUUUAGUUUGCGCCGGCCGAUCUCAACGGAAACGAACGUGUGGAAGGAAGCGACUGCGUCGAGGUGGAAUCACCGAUGUUUAUGGUUCAGGCGGCGGCUCUCCAAUUAACUCACUUUAAAAGUCGCGCGCCCGUUCUUAUUAAACGCAACACGCCCAUCCCUCGCAUCGGCAUUCUGCCGUCUGUAAUCGUCACCAAACACUACUAUGGCUUAACGACACGACGAGUAUUACUCACAUCGUAUUUUGUUUGCCAUGUUCGUCUCAUUAAAGAAAAGUUGU